Molecule: messenger RNA, 858 nt
Organism: Bombina bombina (fire-bellied toad)
Lineage: Eukaryota; Metazoa; Chordata; Amphibia; Anura; Bombinatoridae
Gene: CETN3
Product: centrin 3
Exons: 5
Coding region: 134-637 (167 amino acids)
Biological process (GO): spindle pole body duplication
Cellular component (GO): microtubule organizing center
Molecular function (GO): microtubule binding; calcium ion binding
Source: RefSeq, a predicted model, not a curated record
UAAGGUUUAGGUUUUCAGUUCUCAGCCAAUCAGCGCAAGUGAGAACUGUUGCUGUGCUGGUUGUAGGGUAGGCCUGGGGAACCGGGUCAGCGCCUGAGUUCUUGCCGGGCCUCGUAGGUGAUCUGGGAGAAUAAUGAGUUUGACCGUGAGGACUGAUUUGACAGUUGACAAAACAAAGAAGAAGAAAAGAAGAGAAUUGACAGAAGAACAAAAACAAGAAAUUAAAGAUGCUUUUGAAUUAUUUGAUACUGACAAAGAUAAAGCAAUAGAUUAUCAUGAAUUAAAGGUUGCAAUGAGAGCGUUAGGAUUUGAUGUUAAAAAAGCAGAUGUUCUUAAAAUACUGAAAGAUUAUGACAGUGAAGCAACGGGUAAAAUUACAUUUGAUGACUUCAAUGAAGUUGUCACUGAUUUAGUAUUAGACCGUGAUCCACAAGAAGAGAUGAUGAAGGCUUUUAAAUUAUUUGAUGACGAUGAUUCCGGAAAGAUAAGCUUAAGGAAUCUUCGCCGUGUGGCUAGAGAGCUUGGUGAAAAUAUGACUGAUGAGGAAUUACGAGCAAUGAUUGAAGAGUUUGAUCAAGAUGGUGACGGGGAAAUAAAUCAAGAGGAAUUCAUCUCUAUAAUGACUGGUGAUAUGUAGCAGGAAUGAAGGAAAAUGGAUGCCACAAUUUCUGCAUGCUAAAGAUUGCCAUUAAGAGAAAAAAUAGCUUUUUAUUUAUUUUCCAUGAAGGACCAAAAUCAGUACUGUUCGAUUCUGUAUGCUACUAUUUGUAAUAGUAUUAUAUUUCUUAACUUUUUGAGUAUAGUUUUAUUGGUCAAAUAGUUUUAUAUGCAGUUUUGAAAUUAAAUAAUUAAGAAUUA